AGUUAAUGGUUGGCUCCAGAGCUUUAUAACAACCAUAGUCAGAUAAAGACAGCAGCUUUCUCCGCUGCUUGGCUGAACUAAAAGAAAACUGAUUAAAACUGCUGGGAAAAGGCCACUCUAAAGACCGACAAGAGAAAGCUUCGGAGAUUUAUUUUUCUUUUCUACUUCUCUUUGCUGAUCCUUUACCACCCUCAGUGCCAAACAGCAGGAGAUUGAAGAGAAGGCAAACCCCAUGAUUAAUGGACUCUUUACUUUGAAUUCUUUCUUCCAGCUUCAGCAGGACCACCUGUUUCACUUCUCGCCGUGUCCUAAGGACUUUGGAAAGAUGAACCAAACAGAUGCUGCACUUUUCCUCUCCAACAGCAGUAACUCUCUGGGCAACAUCCUGGGUUGCUGCACCCAGGCUUCUGUGGUCACAGACGAUGGGUUUGAGGUCCCCUCUGUGGACGAGAGAAACCUCUUCAUCAUGCGAGUCGUUCAGAUCGCAGUCAUGUGCGUCCUGUCCCUCACCGUUGUCUUUGGGAUUUUCUUCCUAGGGUGCAACCUGCUUAUCAAAUCAGAGGGCAUGAUAAACUUUUUGGUGAAGGAAAGGAGACCGUCCAAAGAAGUCGAAGCGGUGAUCGUCGGCCCGUACUGAGAGCGCUGAGAGAAACGAACGAAUAAAUAUAUAUAUAUAUAUUGCUGUCUUUAAGCAGCUGUCUGAAGCAACGUGUUUCGCCUUUUUUCCGUUUCUACGUCCCGUGAAGAACAACCAAAAA
Messenger RNA from Nanorana parkeri, 758 nucleotides. RefSeq names its product reprimo, TP53 dependent G2 arrest mediator candidate (gene RPRM). The record is from RefSeq and is a predicted model, not a curated record. NCBI's taxonomy places the organism in Eukaryota, Metazoa, Chordata, Amphibia, Anura, Dicroglossidae. The coding region runs from base 233 to 637 and encodes 134 amino acids. The transcript has a single exon.